Messenger RNA from Quercus robur (English oak), 955 nucleotides. RefSeq names its product serine/threonine-protein phosphatase 7 long form homolog. Gene Ontology annotation, biological process: meristem maintenance; meristem development. Lineage: Eukaryota; Viridiplantae; Streptophyta; Magnoliopsida; Fagales; Fagaceae. The record is from RefSeq and is a predicted model, not a curated record. The transcript has 3 exons. Bases 200 to 955 code for a protein of 251 amino acids.
GUCUGACUUACACCUGAACAUACAAACCUCACUCUCAACGUCUCUGAACCAAAAAAAACUCACUCUCACUUACAUCGGCGGCAGAGGGCCUUCGUCGGCGGCGACCUCUGAGUCUCAUCUCUCUCACAUUUUCUGCACUCAAUCGCAGUGUGAGGUUACAGAGGCUUUCAUUUCCAAGCCCUUCACUCCGCUCCAAGAUAUGGACCCACAUGGAGCUAUACAGACUUUGUUGACGAGGCAGGAUGAACAUCGUUCAAGUUUGCUUUGGGAUGCUCAUUUGGAAGGCGAGGAAGUGCCAGGUGUAUUGACUUGUCGUCACCAAGACAAAGGUCUGCUUGAAGGAGGGGUAGAUGGGUUAGAUCCACGAAUUCUCGCUUAUAUCACUGAUGCGGGGUUAGAUGGGCUGCUUCGGGUCCCACAUAUGGACAUUGACCACGCAUUGAUCACAGCGUUGGUGGAGAGAUGGCGGCCGGAGACGCACUCAUUUCACUUGCCCCACGGUGAGAUGACCAUCACACUACAAGAUAUGGAGGUUAUAAUGGGGGUACCUGUAGAUGGCUUGCCGUUGGUGGAAACUAUACCCUCGACGGGCAGUUGGCGUGACGUUUGUCGUAGAUUGCUAGGGUACCAGCCGCCAGAGAGACAACUUGGAAAAGAUAAGAACACUGGAGUGCUGGAAGGGGUGAGCAUAAAAGCCAAAUGGCUUGAGGAUCAGUUUCGCAACCCUCUCCCGGUUGACGCCCCUGAGGCGCUUGUGCAGAAGUAUGCUCGUUUUUACAUUUUGGAGUUGUUAGGUGGUACGCUAUUUAUGGAUAAGUCUGGAGAACGGAUCUCAAUUAGGUAUUUGCAAUAUUUUGAUCCAAUCAGCAACGGAAAGAAGUAUAGUUGGGGUAGUGCAGCACUAAGUUGGCUCUAUAGACACCUCUGUAAGGCAUCAGAGAAGACAGCCAAGUAG